This is a messenger RNA of Saitoella complicata NRRL Y-17804, 2277 nucleotides long. RefSeq lists its product as uncharacterized. The transcript has a single exon. Lineage: Eukaryota; Fungi; Ascomycota; Saitoellomycetes; Saitoellales; Saitoellaceae. The record is from RefSeq and is a predicted model, not a curated record. Bases 1 to 2277 code for a protein of 758 amino acids.
AUGUAUCCGCCGGAGGUGUACGAUGAGGCUGGGCCGUUUCAGAGGGCAAUUAUGGGGUUGAAUGUGGAGGUUGCGGUGAGGGUUAGUACGAAGGUCGUGAGACUUAUUAUGGGCCGGUUGAAGCGCAGUCAUGGGAUUACGGAUUUGCAGAUGCUUGAUGGUUCAAAGAUUCAAAUUGUGGAAAACUUGGCUGCGCUGAGUCGUGCUCGUAAACUCCAUUUCGCUGCUUUCGUCAAGGAAGAACAGAUUCUCGUCGUCUGGGCUGAUGCAGUCGAUGAGAUUGAGACGAAGCUAGCAAAGUUCGAGCAAGAUAUGAUCGCGCUAGUUUGGAAGGGAGGAAGUCUUGACAAUCUCGACCUCGAAGACGAGGAAGCAGGUAUGAUUCUCGAAGACCGUCCGUGGAUGUGGUAUUCGUCCAUGAUGGUCGGUAUGUCCGUCGCCGGAUGUGUCCUCUGUUUCGGUCUUUCCGUCAAAGAAGUCAUCAUCGAAAUCAUGCUCGACUUUUCCUACGCUCGUAUCGCACUUCUCGCGGUCUGGCCGGUUUACUGGUUCUUCGCUUUCUUCUUCGCGUUGUGCAUCGUUUUCGGUUUGUUCCGUCUGUUUGGGCCUAUUUCACAGGUUCACCAGAAUUCGAGGUAUUAUUCUGGAAAGCCACCGAAGCGCUUGCAGGGGGACUUGCCACACGUUUCGAUCCAGUGCCCCGUCUACAAGGAAUCAUUGGAUGGUGUUAUUGACCCGACCGUGAGAUCCAUCAAGGCUGCUAUCUCGACCUACGAGUUGCAGGGUGGUACCGCGUCUAUCUUCAUGAACGACGACGGUAUGCAAUUGCUCUCUGAAGAGGAUGCUGAAAUCCGGAGACUUUAUUACGAGAAGGAGAACAUUGGAUGGGUUGCUCGUCCCCCUCAUGGUAAAGACGGUUUCGUCCGCGCUGGUCGUUUCAAGAAGGCCAGUAACAUGAAUUUCGCACUCUCCCUUACCCUCGCCGUCGAGAAAGCCCUCGAAGAAAUUCCUCGUGACGGCGACUGGAGCGUCGAACGCGAAGCCAUCGCUUACAAAGAGGCCCUUAAAGACGCCGUCGAAGCAACCGGCGGUAAGGCCUGGGCCGACGGAGAUAUUCGUGUCGGAGACUACAUCAUGAUCAUCGACUCUGACACCCGUGUCCCCGAAGACUGCAUCCUCGACGCCGUUUCCGAAAUGGAAAUGGCCCCUGAAGUAGCGAUCCUCCAACACGCUUCCGGUGUCAUGCAAGUCGUGUGGAAUUACUGGGAAAACGGUAUCACCUUCUUCACUGACUUGGUUUACACUGCUAUUCAGUAUGGUUGUGCGAACGGUGAUAUUGCGCCUUUCGUUGGGCAUAAUGCGUUCUUGAGGUGGAGUGCGGUUCAGGAGGUUUCGUUUUAUGAUGAGAAUCAUGUGCAGAAGUUCUGGUCUGAAUCCCAUGUGUCUGAGGAUUUCGAUAUUGCGCUUAGGUUGCAGGUGAAUGGUUACCUCGUACGUCUUGCUGCGUACACGAAUGGUGGGUUUAAGGAGGGGGUGUCCUUGACUGUUCAGGAUGAGUUGAUGAGAUGGGAGAAGUACGCGUAUGGAUGUUCGGAGCUUAUGUUCAACCCGGUCUUUACUUGGUUCCGUCAGGGUCCUUUCACGCAGCUUUUCAAGGAUUUCGUGUUUUCGAACAUGAAGACCUACGCCAAGUUGGCCACGCUGGCCUACAUUGGAACCUACUACGCUAUUGCCUUCGGUUGGAUGGGAACGCUGAUGAACUACUUCAUCACCGGAUGGAUUCCGGGUACGGCUGAUCACUUCUACCUCGAUUCCUGGAAGAUCUGGUUCUCCGUCGCAAUUGUUUUCUCGCUCUUCGGUAACUUCACGUUGGCUGUUAUGCGUCACCGUAUGGGAACCCACAACUUCGUCUACUCCCUCUGGGAGAACUUCAAAUGGGUCCCCCUCUUCGCCAUCUUCUUCGGAGGUCUCUCCGUCCACGUCUCCUACGCCCUCAUUUGCCACAUGUUCUCCUUGAACAUUGGAUGGGGUGCCACCGCCAAGGAAUUGGAGGAUUCCAACUUCUUUGUAGAGGCGAAGCAGAUUGCCCGCGGUUUCAGGAACAUGUAUGUGUUCAGUUUCUUGAUGCAGGCGAUGAUUCUUGCGUUGGCGUUCUGGGUGCCGUUGCAGUGGAGGAUCACGAGUUGGGUGGCUAUUGUGCCGCUUGAGAUUACGUUGAUCAGUCAUAUGUUGUUGCCGUUGGUGCUCAACCCGUUCUUGAUGAACAUGACCUUCUAA